Molecule: messenger RNA, 1059 nt
Organism: Hansenula anomala
Lineage: Eukaryota; Fungi; Ascomycota; Saccharomycetes; Phaffomycetales; Wickerhamomycetaceae
Product: PH domain-containing protein
Exons: 2
Source: RefSeq, a predicted model, not a curated record
AUGGCUGACACAAGGUCAAGAUCAAACUCUACUCCUCCACAACCUUCCGAAGAAAUACCCCCAGAACUGGCUCCAAUCGUCACCUUGUUAGGUGCUCAGGCUCACCGUCGUUAUAAUGAAGGUGUCUUUAUGCUCUUGCAGAGUAUCAACUCUGAUGGUGAACCAGUGCCAAAUCGUCAAUGGAGAGAAGUAUACGGUGUCUUGUUGGGGACUCAAUUGGCUGUUUGGGACGUUGAUGAAUUAGAAAAGCAUCAAAACAACACAGAAGCAUUGAUGAAUGCUAGUUCUAAGCCGGAUUAUAUCAACUUUACAGACUCCUCAUUCAGAGCAGUUGAUAGAUUGGAAAAUUCUCAAGGUUUGAAAAACAUUAUUAUUGUCUCUACAACUUUGAAAAAUCAAUAUCUUUUACAAUAUCAAGAACUUGAAGAUUUCCAUCGUUGGAACGCCGCUUUCAGAUUAUCCACGUUUGAAUAUACUUCAUUGCAAGAAGCUUAUACUGGUGCCUUAUUAUCUGCCAAAGGUUCAAAACUUUCAGAUAUCAGAACCAUUUUAUCAGAAUCGAAAUUUGAUUAUGAAGAUUGGGUUAGUGUUAGAUUCGGUUCUGGUAUGCCUUGGAAAAGAUGUUUUGCAGUUAUUGAACAACCAAACAAGAAAUCGAAAAAGGGGAAAGUUUAUAAAGGUUCAGUGUCAUUUUAUAAAGAUGAGAAAAAGCAAAAAAAACUGCUAUGGCUAUUAUUAAAGAUGCAACAAAAAAAAACUGCUAUGGCUAUUAUUAAAGAUGCAAGUGCUACUUAUGCUUUAUAUCCACAAUCCCAUAAGUUGAUUGACCAUAGUACAAUGAUCAAAUUGGAAGGUACAGUGUUUUUCGAUGGUAAUAAGAAAUCAUUGCCAAAAGAAGCUUGUGUUUAUUUUAUGCCUGAACAACAUAGUGCAGUUCCAGGUUAUGAUACUUUGAUUAGAUUUUUGGUUCCAUUAUUAGAUACUUUUGCGUUGUAUGGUAGACCUAAAAGAUUAAAUGCUAAUAAAAGUGAAAUGAAUUCUCUAUUGUUUGGGUUACCA